AUGCACCAGGAGCAGCGGGCGAGAAGGGAGGACCAGGACAGACACGCCUCGGAGCUGAGCCGGGCAACCGGGGACGCGGCGGCCGCGGCCGAAGUGGCUUCCAGGGAGGAAUGCGCCGCCAAGGCCUCUCGAGACCUGUGCGAGCAGAUGAGCGCGGUCUGUGGCCAGAUGAGGAAGGCCGCCGAGGAGGCCGGGGCUCGUUCCGCCUCGGCCGAAGAAACCGUGCGCUCUCUCCAGGGUGAUUUAUCGCUGAUGGAGGUAGCCGCGAAAGAGGCCGAGCGAGAGAUGGCCCUGCUCAGGGGCAAGCUUGAGGCCGCUGAGCGUCGGUCUGAGCGCGAGGCGUACCUGCUCGGGGAAAGGGUGGAGGCUGCAGGCCAAGAAGCCAAGCAGAUGGCGCAGGCAAGCUUCUUGAUGAUUUUGUUGUUGUUGUUGUUUCUCGAAAAGAGCUCUCAAAAGGCGCAUAAGAAGAAAAUCGAUGACGCGCAUUUUUUCGGUCAUGUACCCAGGCUCUUUCAGACCAAGUUAUUGUGUUCCUUUUCUUCGGUAACACUGAGUACAGGCUCUCAAAGACGAGAAGGACACGACCAAUUCUCUGAGGGGUUUUCUCGCGGACAGGGAGGCCAGCCUGGAUCGAGCGGAGAGGGAGUUGGCGGCAGCGAGGGAAAACUCUGCACGGGGAUGGGCGAAGAAGUUUCAGAAGGCCUGAGGGCCGCGCUGCAGCGGAGCCAGGGGGAGACGGAGCGGCUGAGGGCGAGGCUGGAGACAGCCGUAGGACUCGCGGCCGACGAGGCGGGCAAGGCCAAGGAGUCCUCCAGGGCGGAGGAAUUGUCGAGGUCGCAACUGGCAGUCUCCGGAGAGCGAGAAGAAAACCUCCAGUCGGAAAACGCGUCUCUUAGAAACGAAAACGAGGGCCUCCGUCGGACGCUUGCCAGCCUGUCCGCCGAGCUCGAGGCAUCCAGCAAGCUCAGCCAGGACAGGCUCAUCAAAUGCGAGGUGUCUGCAAGGGCUGCCGCCGAGGCCGAGCGCAGGUCGGACGCGCUGAAGCGCAGCUCUGACGAGGCUAGGCAGGCGGCGGAGUCGGCGCGGUCGCUGGCAGCCCGUGCCGAAGCCGCUCGAGACGAGAGGGAGCGUGCUCUGGGCGAGUUCCAGGGCUCCAUGACGCGCGCGCUGCAGGACGUGGAGGACGCCCUCGCGGACGCCCUGCAGGGGAUCGGCGGAUGGGAACCCUUCCACCAGGGGGGUGAAGACUUUGCCGGCGGCGGCGGCGAUGGUGAUGACUGCCGCCCGGAGGGACGCGGGCGUGGUAUUGGCGCAAGCGCUGCUUCUGAGGGCCGCCGCCGGGGCGGCGGCGAGGAGGACGGCCCGGAGCGAUGCUGGUUUUCUCGCCGCUCGUCGGUGGGGGAGGGCGGCCGGGCGGCGUUGAGAUCGCCGGGAAGGUCAACAGCGGCGGCGGCGGCGGCGGCGACGGCGAUGGGGGAGGUGCCAAGGACACCGACAACGACAACGCCGGGAGGCGGAAGAGGAGGAGGAAGAGGUGGUGGUGUUUCGGUCUCGUUCUCGGACGGAUCGGUCUUGCCCGUCGGGAGUCGCAGAAUAUAUGGACGGGUGGAAGGCAGCGGGGGCGCGGUUCCAGCUGAUUCUGCGGUCGAUGCGGCUGCCAUGAUGGCCAGGAAGCAGGCAAGAGGCACGGCAGAGUUGCCCUCGCAAGACCCCGGGUGUCACUGA
Messenger RNA from Ectocarpus sp. CCAP 1310/34, 1725 nucleotides. The record is from the annotation of a GenBank genome assembly. NCBI's taxonomy places the organism in Eukaryota, Phaeophyceae, Ectocarpales, Ectocarpaceae.